This is a messenger RNA of Peromyscus maniculatus bairdii (prairie deer mouse), 6112 nucleotides long. RefSeq names its product basonuclin zinc finger protein 2 (gene Bnc2). Gene Ontology annotation, biological process: regulation of DNA-templated transcription. The record is from RefSeq and is a predicted model, not a curated record. NCBI's taxonomy places the organism in Eukaryota, Metazoa, Chordata, Mammalia, Rodentia, Cricetidae. Gene Ontology annotation, cellular component: nucleus.
CGGGGGAGGGAGCAGGCCGAGCGGCGAGCUGAGGCGGCCGAGGGGCUGGUCCAGGCGCGGCCGCUAAGAGGAGACCGAGAGGCGGGGGCUGCACUUGACAACCAGCAUGCCGAGAUGGCACGCUUUGUGCCCUCCCCACCUCCAAAUUGCCUCAGUUACCAAUCAGAGGGCAGGCUUGGUGAUCAAGACUGGCAAGCACAUUUCAAGGUCCCAUGCUGUGGGGUUGAUCCAUCUCAACUUGAGUCAGAAGAGGCAGAAGUGGAUGUGAGAGAAAGAGACACACAGAGAGACAGAGAGCCAAAGAGGGCAAGAGACUUGACUUUAAGAGACUCCUGUACUGACAACUCCAUGCAGUUCGGAACCAGAACGACUGCCGCUGAACCAGGGUUCAUGGGGACAUGGCCGAAUGCUGAUACUAACCUCCUGUUCAGAAUGUCCCAACAGGUUCCACUGGCAUGUGCUGGCAGAGUGCUGGGUGCAGACUUUUGCCCAAACCUGGAGGAGCCAGACCAGAGGCUGGAAGUCCAGGCCAUCCGCUGCACACUGGUAAACUGCACGUGUGAGUGUUUCCAGCCAGGGAAGAUUAACCUGCGGACUUGUGAUCAGUGUAAACAUGGCUGGGUGGCACAUGCCUUGGAUAAGCUCAGCACCCAGCACCUGUACCACCCCACUCAAGUGGAGAUCGUGCAGUCCAAUGUGGUGUUUGACAUCAGCAGCCUCAUGCUCUACGGGACACAGGCGGUGCCUGUGCGGCUAAAGAUCCUGCUGGACCGGCUCUUCAGUGUCCUGAAGCAGGAGGAAGUGUUGCACAUACUGCACGGCCUGGGCUGGACCCUGCGGGACUAUGUCCGAGGAUACAUCCUUCAGGACGCUGCUGGCAAAGUACUGGACCGCUGGGCCAUCAUGUCUCGAGAAGAGGAAAUCAUCACCCUCCAGCAGUUUCUGCGGUUUGGAGAAACCAAAUCCAUUGUGGAGCUGAUGGCAAUUCAGGAGAAAGAAGGGCAAGCUGUGGCUGUACCGUCUUCCAAGACAGACUCGGAUAUAAGGACUUUCAUCGAGAGCAAUAACCGCACCAGGAGUCCUAGUCUCCUUGCUCACUUAGAGAACAGCAAUCCUUCCAGCAUUCAUCAUUUUGAAAACAUACCAAACAGCCUUGCAUUUCUGCUUCCAUUCCAGUACAUAAACCCUGUCUCAGCCCCACUGUUAGGGCUGCCUCCCAAUGGGCUGCUUUUAGAGCAGCCUGGACUGAGGCUUCGAGAACCAAGCAUUUCAACCCAGAAUGAGUACAAUGAGAGCAGUGAAUCUGAAGUAUCGCCCACACCUUAUAAGAGUGAUCAAACACCCAAUAGAAAUGCCCUGACUAGCAUCACUAAUGUGGAACCCAAAACCGAGCCAGCAUGUGUCUCCCCCAUUCAGAAUUCUGCCCCAGUCAGUGAUCUGAGCAAAACUGAACACCCAAAAAGCUCAUUCCGGAUUCACCGUAUGAGAAGGAUGGGGUCAGCCUCAAGGAAAGGAAGAGUGUUCUGUAAUGCAUGUGGGAAGACAUUCUAUGACAAAGGUACUCUCAAAAUUCAUUAUAAUGCUGUUCACCUGAAGAUUAAACAUCGAUGUACCAUUGAAGGUUGCAACAUGGUCUUCAGCUCCCUUCGAAGCCGGAAUCGCCACAGUGCAAACCCCAACCCUCGCCUUCACAUGCCUAUGCUAAGGAAUAACCGAGACAAAGAUUUAAUUCGGGCUACAUCAGGAGCUGCCACUCCAGUCAUAGCAAGUACCAAAUCCAAUCUCACCCUCACGAGUCCUGGCCGGCCCCCAAUGGGUUUCACCACUCCUCCACUAGACCCUGUCUUACAGAACCCUCUCCCUAGCCAGCUGGUAUUUUCUGGGCUAAAGACUGUACAACCAGUUCCUCCUUUUUAUAGAAGUUUACUUACUCCAGGGGAAAUGGUGAGUCCUCCAACCUCCCUCCCAACCAGUCCCAUCAUUCCAACCAGUGGUACCAUAGAGCAGCACCCUCCUCCACCCUCUGAGCCAAUAGUGCCAGCCGUGAUGAUGGGCACUCAUGAGCCCAGUGCUGACCUGGCACCUAAGAAAAAGCCUAGGAAGUCAAGCAUGCCUGUAAAAAUUGAGAAGGAAAUCAUUGACACAGCUGACGAGUUUGAUGACGAAGAUGAUGACCCUAAUGAUGGUGGAACUGUGGUCAAUGACAUGAGCCAUGACAAUCAUUGUCAUUCCCAAGAGGAGAUGAGCCCAGGCAUGUCUGUGAAGGACUUUUCUAAGCAUAAUAGGACCCGGUGCAUUUCAAGAACUGAAAUAAGAAGGGCUGACAGUAUGACGUCCGAGGACCAGGAGCCUGAGCGGGACUAUGAGAAUGAGUCUGAGUCUUCAGAGCCCAAACUUGGUGAGGAAUCCAUGGAAGGGGAUGAGCACAUUCACAGUGAGGUGAGCGACAAAGUUCUGAUGAACAGUGAGAGGCCUGAUGAGAACCAUAGUGAGCCAACUCACCAGGACGUCAUCAAGGUAAAGGAAGAAUUCACAGAUCCCACUUACGACAUGUUUUACAUGAGCCAGUAUGGACUAUACAAUGGCGGGGGGGCCAGCAUGGCUGCCUUGCAUGAAAGUUUUACAUCGUCUCUGAAUUAUGGAAGCCCUCAAAAAUUCUCCCCUGAAGGCGACCUGUGUUCUAGUCCAGACCCCAAAAUCUGUUAUGUGUGCAAGAAGAGCUUCAAAAGCUCCUACAGUGUGAAGCUUCACUACAGGAACGUUCACUUAAAAGAGAUGCAUGUCUGCACAGUGGCUGGCUGCAACGCCGCCUUCCCCUCUCGACGAAGCAGAGACAGACACAGUGCCAACAUAAACCUGCAUCGUAAACUGUUGACCAAAGAACUCGAUGACAUGGGCCUGGACUCAUCGCAGCCCUCCCUUAGCAAGGACCUCCGGGAUGAAUUUUUGAUGAAGAUCUAUGGUGCCCAGCACCCUCUGGGGCUCGAUGUCAGGGAAGAUGCCUCCUCUCCCGCAGGGACAGAAGACUCCCACCUGAAUGGGUAUGGGAGAGGCAUGGCGGAGGACUACAUGGUCCUCGACCUGAGCACCACCUCCAGCCUCCAGUCCAGCAGCAGUGUCCAUUCCUCCAGAGAAUCCGAUGCAGGCAGCGACGAGGGGAUUCUUCUUGAUGACAUUGACGGGGCCAGUGACAGUGGGGAAUCGGCACACAAGGCUGAGGCCCCCACCCUCCCCGGCAGCCUCGGGGCCGAAGUUUCGGGAUCGCUUAUGUUCAGCAGCUUGUCUGGGAGCAACGGUGGGAUCAUGUGCAACAUUUGCCACAAAAUGUACAGCAACAAGGGGACUCUGAGGGUCCACUACAAAACUGUGCAUUUGCGAGAGAUGCACAAAUGCAAAGUCCCAGGCUGCAACAUGAUGUUCUCCUCUGUGCGGAGCCGCAAUCGGCACAGUCAGAACCCUAACCUCCACAAAAACAUCCCCUUCACUUCCAUAGAUUAGUCCCAGAACGGACACUCCAAAUGCCAGCUCUCACCAGAUGGCCUACAUGUUUGAACUGCCAUAGCCAGUGUGUGCUCCCAUAGCGGGGCACAUAUGUGUGUGUACAUGUGUACAUGUCUACACUUGUGCACACACAUAUUUCCUUUUCUUUAGAUAAAAAUGAUAAACACUAGGUGCUUUUGAAUUUUUUUCUUUUCCUUUAUAGUUUUGGGAGAGGGUGGAUCUUUUACUUGGGGUAAAAACAGAAGUACCCCUUUCAACACAUACAAACACACACAGGAACACACAUAUAAGGUGUUCAACUAGCCCCAAUUUUGAUAGAAUAAUUCUUGGUCUUCUCCAAAGAGACAUUUUGUUGUACCUAUGACUGUUGCCUGCAAAAAAAUAAAAAAUAAAAGGGAAAAAAGAGAAAAGAAACAAAAAGGAACUUCUUAUAGUUGUCUUUUGUGAACUUUAAGGUUUUGAGAGAAUCUUUAAUUAAAGCAUGGCAGAUUCACCUGUAAAUAUUUAGCCUUGAGAGGCCAAUGAUGUAAAACAGUUGUAUUGAUUGUUGUUGAACUCUCUUUAGUUUUGACAGUUACAUCCAGCUGUUAGAUAUGCAGGAAAUAAAUAGUUUGCUGGCUAGUUCUAUUCAUUUUUGUUAGCAUUAAUGCACAUUUUCUUAAAAAAAAAAAACACAAAACAAAACAAAAAAACUCCUAUGGUCUCGUUUUGACUCCCUGUUAGAUAGAGUGAUGAAGACGUGCUGGCAUGCUCCGCAGCACAGACCUGAUUUUUAGUGUCCUGUACUAGUACAUAAACCCAGCCAUGCACUUUUUCAGACACUACAAGGGGAUGUGUAAUAUCCGUGCUUCUUUUUAUCCUGAAACUAUCGCCAUACUUCAGUGAGUAUCUUUCUUUCAAACAAAACAAAACAAAAACAACCCAUUUGUGUAAAAAUGAUCUGGCCAGUAAAGGGCACAAAUGCCAAACAAAGAGUACUGGUGUUAACACAGAACUGCCAACUUUGCACAAGUUUUCAGAAAAGAAAAUAUGAUUAGUCACUCACACAACCACAGGCCAACUUUUUGGCCACCAGAAAACCGCUUAAAAAAAAAAAAACAAAACAUGAAAAAAAAACCCAACCACGUGAUUCUUUUGAGUGCCGAAUGUUACUAGAAUCAAUAUUGCAUCCUUCCUCCAUACAUGCUAACUGACAUAAAAGGAAAACAAAAUAAGGUGGUGUGAAACAGCCAAGGCGUUUCUUCUGCAGAGGCAGGAUAAUAUUUCAGGACACAAUAGCCCGAAUUACUCACUAAAGAACAAAGCUGAAUACAGUAAGAGUUGAACACUCAUUUCCAAGGCCCUAACCCUUCUCCUUUGAAAAGGAAGAAAAAGUGUGAGCUGGCUUAGUCUGUUGUCUGGCUGUCUCGUUUUGUCCCAAAUUCUGCAGUAGCACUGCAAAGUCAGGCCUGCUUAACAGACCAAAUCAAAAGCCGAUUCACAGCCACUGUUCUUGGGAGCUCUGGAAACACGUGCUGAACUUGAACUGAGCAGCACUCCUCUCCGAGCGAGCGAGCGAGCGAGCGAGCGAGCCGGAGAAGGAGAGAGGAAGACAGGAUCUCACUGUGUAGUGUUUUGUGUUCCCCCACACGAAUUUGUCAGAGAAAUGAAAGGAAGCCUGAAACCAAGCAGUUGAGAGUGAGAACAAGGGGUGGGCUGGGGGGAGACUGCUCCAAACCUUUUUGUUUUGUUUCUGAUGUUUACAGUGUUGCCUGAGCUGGUUAACCACAUCGGCAGCCUCAGCUACCACAGCAUACUGACUAAAGGAUGAUAUUUACUCAACUUCGUCUACAGCCAGAACUGCUGGGGUGUGCUUGCAGAGGGGGUUCUGUUGUCUUUUGUUUUCUUUUUUUUUGGGGGGGGGGGGGCGGUGGGGUGGGGUAAACCCUAGUAUUUUGUCAAACUACAUAAUAGAGAAUGUAUUUCUUUUCUGCAUUUAAUGGCCUCAAACAUUUCUCCCAACAGUCUAAAACUUAGAAAUGCCCUUUGUUUCAAUUUUUUAUAUCAUUUCCAUUUUCAUGUUUUAUAAUUUUUUUUUUCUGUGUUCACAUCAGCAUUCACUUCCGUUAAAUUUGCCAAAGGAAACUGUUGAUAUGUUUCUGUUAUUAUUCCUGUGCAACUUGUUGUACCUCACAGUAUUUAUUUUUUUUUUCCAAAAUUAAGCAUUGGGGGUUCCGGAUUUUUUAUUUUUGAGAAUUUCCAAGCAGUAGACUCUUAGAGAUGAGCUAGGUGUUCCUAAAGCGUUAUCUUUGUCUCUUUCUGAAGACGCCACAGGGUCCCCUGGGUCCUUCACACGUAUUCCACUGCGAGGAAAGACCAAAAGCAUUUGCAGUACAAAAGAAGCUCUCAUACAAUGUCUGUUAGUGACAAAUGUUUACGUAAAAAGCUGAGGAAUUCGUACUAACUGUUCUCUUUCCUUGUACCUUUGAUUUUCCCAAAGCUUAGUUGCUUUACGUUGGUGUCGUGUUAAACUGAACAAACAGAUGUGUUCCUUUGUUUUAUAACAUACAAGCCUCUGUACAGUAUGUUUGUGAAAGACUGAACGAGAAUAAUGAACAUUUGUUUGCAAACA